AUCCCGGAAGUGGACCAUCGUUUGCUUUCAGGAAGCGGCGCAUCAUUAUCAUCAUCAUCAUCAUCGUCAGCGCUUUCACAACAUCGCGCCCAGGAUAGGGACCAAAACAGCGAACCGCCCGCGAGAUAUUCCACUGGGAGUUCUUAAAAAUGGACAAAUGAAGUGAACAACAGGAUACAAUGUCCUCGUUCCAGGUUGUGGAUUCCUCACCUGGCAGCAGCGUCAGUGUCAUGGAAACGUCCAACUUUUCCCACGUCAUCUUCCAGAAUGUUGGCAAAAGUUUCCUCCCUCAGGCACCCCUGGAAUGUCGUUACAUUGUCACCACUUACAUCACACCCCACCCCAAAGACUGGGUGGGCAUCUUUAAGGUGGGCUGGAGCACAGCUAGAGAUUACUACACCUUCCUGUGGUCUCCCAUGCCUGAAAAUUAUGUACCAGGAAGUAGUAGUGUGCACAUGACUGUGGUGUUUCAAGGUUAUUAUGUUCCCAAGUCUGACGGGGAAUUCUACCAGUUCUGCUAUGUGACGCACAGCGGUGACAUAAGGGGGGCUAGCACACCCUUCCAAUUCAGGUCCGCCACACCCACCGAAGAGUUGCUGACUGUCAGUGAGGAUGACAGCAAUUCCGACAUACUGGUGGUCACCACCAAGACUGGCCUGCUGGAGCGCGUGGAGGAGGCACAGCAGGAACGCAGGGACCUCCUGCAGGCCAUGCGGCUCCUCCAGGAGGAAAAGCAGCAGCUGCAGGAGGAGCAGAAGCGACUUUCCCGGGAGCGAGAGCAGGAGAGGGAGACGUGCUGCCUGCUGCGCACACACAACCAGGAGCUUCUGCGCUCCUCGCAGUGUCUGUCGGAGGAUCGGGAAGAGGUGAGGAGGAGGCUGACGGAGGCGACAGAUCGAGUGCGCCAGCUUGAGGAGGACCUGCUGGGAGUCACUCAGAGAGGCCUGCAGAAAGAGACGGAGCUGGACCGCCUGCGUGACCGUCUGAAGAAGCUGACAGCAGAGCGAGACAGCCUGGAGAGCCAGCUGAAGAAGGAGAAAGACGAGAGGGACUUCUACAAGGCCCAUCUGCGCAGCACUGAGCUGGAAAACACCAAGCUGAGCGCCGAGCUGCAGAUGCUGAAGGCAGUGGAGCUGAACCGGGAGGUGACAAUCGCUCAGUUCCAGGAGGAGCUGGAGAGGCUCAGGAGCUGUGUGGCCCAGCGGGACAGUCUGGAGAAAGAGUUGCUCACACUCAAAGCUGACAAGGCCGAGCUGGCACGUGUGCGCGAGCAGCUCCGUCAGGCCGAGGAGCAGCUCGCCGCGUCCCGCCAGCAAGCGGCCUUGCUGGCCUCGGAGCUCCGCGACUCAGCCAGCGCCCGGGACCACUCCAUGACCGAACUGUAUCGCGCCCGCCUGGAGGCCGACAAGCUCCGCGCCAGCCUGGCUGAUGCGCAGGCCGAGUGCCAACGCAUGGAGAGCCAGCUCGACCGCAUGAGGAGCUCUGCACACAAAGAAGUGGGUGUGGGGACCAAUGGUGAGCUGGCCCCCAGCACACUGAUUGUUUCAGAGGCAGAAGCUGAGCUGCAGAGGGAGGUGGAGGAACUGAAGCUGCGCCUCCACAUGGCAGCCGAACACUAUAAGGAAAAAUACCGAGAGUGCCAGCGGCUGCGCAGGCAGGUGGCCAAACUGAACACGAGCGAGUCACACGCGGAGCACAAGAGAAAUGCAUCUACUGAGACAGUCUUGGAGCCACUGACCCCAAGUCCUGAUUCACCCACAGCAGGAAGUAUUGCCACAGGAGCCCUCCAAGAGGCCUCUGCCUUGACAAUCAGCACUGAACUUGAAAACCUGCAAUGUUCACACUGCAGCACGGAGAUUGAGGAUAAGCAGAGCGAGAACAAGUCGACGGGGAGCACUGAGGCGAAAGGCGAUGAGAACCAGACAGAGGAGCGAGAAGACGACCAGAGGAGGGAGAACGUGCAUGUGGACAGCCUGCCGAUGACGAGCUGGGUGGAGGUCGAGACGAAGUGGGCGGGCAGCGAGGGGGACGGCGAGGCGGAGCAGACGGAGGAGGAGGAGGAUGUGAGGGAGAUGGAGGACAGGGGAAGAGGGGAAGAAGAAAUGGCAGAGAGGGAACAGAGCCACACUGUGGAGGAGGAGCUGGCACUGAUGGAGGAGAAGUGGAGGGAGCAGUGCGCCAUCAAUGAGACUCUCAAACAGCGUCUGGCCAAUGAGGAAGAGCGAUUUAGAGCACAGAUGGCAGAGCGGAGCAGCGAGGUGAUGGAAUUGAAACGUGACCUUGCCCAAGCUUUGAAAGACAAGGAGCGAUUACAGGAGGAGUUGCAUCGCUUCCUGAGUUGGCAAAUGGAGCAGGACGCCCGCGAAAGAGUUGCUGAAGUCAGGCAGCCCAUGCUGCUGCGUUACCCACUGCCCUACCACCAGGACCCCUCGCCACCCCCACUGGUGCCACAGAGGCCGGCGGAGCUGCAGUUUGGCAAUCCAUACGCUACUGAUGCCGCACAAGACCAGGAAGCAGAGGUCUCACUUUCUCCGGAGCAACUGACUCGUCCUCCACCCGAGGCCCCACCUUGCGCCACUCCCUGCGCCCCUCCAAUCUCACCACUGAACCCGAACCCUGGCCCAGUGGCACCAGGCUGGGACAGAGACGUGGUCUGCAUCCAACCUUCACGCAGCACAAGCCCCCCGGAGACUAUGGAGAACCCACCCGAGGAACCACAGAAUACGCGCGGUGGGGCUCAGCCAUCUUGUGACCAUCAGUCCAGCAGACUUGGUGAAACAAGCAGCAGCUUCUGCUUUGAUUCGAGCAGUGCCGUUCACAAGCGCUGCCCGUUGUGCGAGGUGAUCUUCCCGCCGCACUUCGAGCAGCGCAGCUUCGAGCAGCACGUGGAGAGCCACUGGAAGGUGUGCCCCAUGUGCGCCGAGCAGUUCCCCCUGGACUGCCAGCAGCACCUCUUCGAGAGGCACGUCCUCACGCACUUCGACGGCCACGUGCUCAACUUUGAUCAGAUCGAGUGACCUCCCCGUCCCCUCCGGCGGCGUCGAUAAGUGUGCGGUCAUCGGCGCCUUUUGCAGGUUACGUGGGAGCUGCUCCGAUACGCAAAGCCGUUUCGACAUUUAUUCCAUAUCCUUGAUGUACAACUUGAGAUCCAUGUACUACUAUGCUCUUGAUCCUCACCAGUAGGACAACUACAUGUCACUAGUGAGGAAAAACUGUGCACACCACCAGUACUGCUAGUGAAGUGCUAGAUGUUGACUAGUAGAAUUUUAUCAUGUCACUAGUGGCACGAGUAGCACUUUGGUCAACUAGUCCAGUUUUGCCUCACUCGUAACAUGGUCCUACUACUAUUAUGCCAGUGUUUUCCUACUAGUGUGCUGAAUUGUUUCACUAGUGAGGAUAAAGAGUCCUCCCUCAUAAAACAAUUUAGCUCUCUAGUAGAAUAACUGUCAUGCUAGGAAUGUUUUUCUACUACUAGGGCCACUUUAGGCCUACUAGUACACAGUUAAACCUUGUAAACUACUGUGCUGGACGAGUAGCACCACUAGGUCCAACUAGCAGGCAUGUGGAAUGCUGGCGUAGCGUCCUGGACCCUACUAGUGGCACCAACAUGCCAACUAGUAACUAUGCUUCACUAGUAAACUGUAGUUGUGGUACUAGUAUGCCAGAGUUGUCCUACUAGUUUGCAGAACUGUCAUACAGUAGUGGGAGUGAGAAAAAACUUAGGAGUAUGUACUGAAUUGUCUUACGAGUGAGGACAGAGUGUACUAGUGCAUGGACCUUAAGGUGGAUAUUGUAAAAAUGCCCCUAUUAAGGUCGAUGUACUAGUAUGCUCUUUGUCCUCACUUGUUAGGACAACUUUGGCAUACUAGUGGGACAACUACAUGUUACUAGUGAGGCAUAACUGUGCACUUGUUGACAACUGUGUGCUACUAAGUUGACACAGUUUUGCCUCACGAGCAACAUGUGCUACGAAUAUGCCGAAGUUGUCCGAAAUGUUAUACCGUAGUGAAGUGUUGCCAGGAAGACACAGCCGUUCUACUAGUGUGCUGAACUGUCUUACUAGUGAGGACAUAGUGUACUAUUACAUGGACCUUUCGCUGAAUAUUGACUGAUAAUGUAAUAAUAAUAAUGCUCAAUUGCUUUCCCUACUCCCAACACUCGAAAAGCUUUGCUUCCACUUUAUUCUUCUUGAUUCUUUUUAAAGCACUUUUGCGCAGUGCAUGUGGAUAUUGUGUGUUCAAAACAAAUCAAGAAGAAAAGACAAUCUUGGCUGUCAAGAGGGCAAAACACACGCGCUCCAUUUGAAGCGUUAAUGCCAAAUGAGACAUCGACAAAUGGACUUCAUCGCUUCCAAACCGAAACGCUGCUCUUCAGGAAACGAGGGUUAAGAAAAAAAAAAAAAAAAAAGUACUACAUUUUUAAUGUAGCUGCACUAAACAAGGCUUUAUUCUGAAUGUAAUGUACAUAUGGAAAUACAUGUGUGAUGUGUAGUGUUACUGCCCUCACGUUUUGCUCAUGUCAACUACUGGCGUGCACUUUCUGCUUUAUGUUCUGGUGGUAGGAAGCUCCAACAAGGAGACAAUGACUUUGGAAAGCCGUUUCAGCAUAUUCCAUAUCCUAAUAUCCAGCCUAUGAUCCAUCUACAACUGUAAUACGCACUUUGUCCUCACUAGUAAGGCAAAGUACAAUGACUGUCUGCUUAUUUUAAUACAGGUUUGACUUUUUCCCCCUAAAUUUUCAGCCUUGUUUUAAGAUACAAGAGCUUAGUUUAAGGAUCUUAUCAAGUCAAUUCACAUUAUUUCCAUUGGCAGAUGUUUUUAUUUUCCUAUAUUUAAGCGCAGUGUGUUAAUGUUAAAACUGCGUAAUGUUACAGUGACUUAGAAUAAUAUGAAAUACUUUAGGAAUAAAAUAAAUUCUUGUUUUUGAUUAACAGUUAGGCCUACUACACUACUGUAUUUUAAUGUUGGUCAUUAUGGUAGUACUUGAGUAUUUUUUUUUAGUUGGUACUUGCAGUAAAAGGUUUGAGAACCACUGCACUAUUCCAUGACAUUUCUGCACAUUGGUUGGACAACUAUGUUUCUAGUGAAGAAAAACUACUUGUGGGCAUUUUGGUGUUAGUGAGGACAAUGCACCGUACUAGUACAUGGAUCUUAAGAUGGCCGUUUAUUUGAUAUCUAGUGAAAGAUCCAUGUACUAGCACACUCUUUGUCCUCACUAGUAAGACAAUUUAGCACACUAGUAGAACAAGCAGGGCGCAGUAGGAGAAUGACACAGGUUACUAAUAUUUUUUUCCAUUACUACUACUAUAUGAUAUUUGUACACGCUAGUAGGACAACUAUUACAUGUUGCAAAAUAGUAGAUCAAAAGCGGCACUUGUAUUUGAAAAAAAGUAUGACAUUCAUCUUGAAUUGUCUUACUAGCGAGGACAAAUAGGGUACUAGUACAUGGACCUUAAGCUGGAUAUUAAAGAUAUGGCGUAAAUGCUCAAACUGUUUUUCAUUCAAACUUAAUGGUCAUGUAUGUCCAUAUUUCAUGUUGUCAUGAAAAGUAGAGCAAUUGCUCUGUAUCCAUGUGGGACCUGAUGAAUGAAUGUCAUCUACGUGUAUCUGCAUCACUGCUGUCAUUCCGUGAGCUCUGACGGUGUUGUUUAUUCAAGCUUUACAAAUUGCAUACCAAUCACAAGGCCAGUGUGUGAAUGGCAGAGAUCUUGAUGAAUAAAUGAACUUGUCCAAG
This is a messenger RNA of Phyllopteryx taeniolatus (common seadragon), 5733 nucleotides long. It is a transcript of the gene tax1bp1a, whose product is annotated as Tax1 (human T-cell leukemia virus type I) binding protein 1a. The coding region runs from base 180 to 3017 and encodes 945 amino acids. The record is from RefSeq and is a predicted model, not a curated record. The transcript is spliced from 17 exons. NCBI's taxonomy places the organism in Eukaryota, Metazoa, Chordata, Actinopteri, Syngnathiformes, Syngnathidae.